Molecule: messenger RNA, 2245 nt
Organism: Labrus mixtus (cuckoo wrasse)
Lineage: Eukaryota; Metazoa; Chordata; Actinopteri; Labriformes; Labridae
Gene: fyrd1
Product: transforming growth factor beta regulator 1
Exons: 15
Coding region: 275-1912 (545 amino acids)
Biological process (GO): regulation of cell cycle; regulation of DNA-templated transcription
Cellular component (GO): nucleus
Source: RefSeq, a predicted model, not a curated record
CUCAGCGUAACAUUGUUGGUUCCUCAUAACAUUGUAAAUCUGUUGUCGUGUGAAUAUUGAACCAGUACACAGCUCCACAUUCAGGUUUAUUACGACCAAAGCUGUCGUAAGGUGGUUUACAUUAUCGCUAAAGCCCCAUAGACAGAACGUUUAAGAAACUGUGACUGUAAACAAUGCUAUGAAGAGGAGUGAAGGUUCCGGUUGAGACAGAAACAUCAAGAGGACGAGCUGAAAGAAGGCGCUCUGCUGUGUUUUCACGGAGGUUCCGUCUUCUAUGGAGUCUCUCAACUCUUUUGAAUCUGAGAUGGAGGCUGAUGUGCAGGGAAACUACUCUCUGUUUCCAGCUCUGGACAGCAUCGCAAGUCUGUCUGGAAGCGGUGAAACUUUGGAGAGUGAACCACCAAGUGAAAUAGCAGAAAAGCCAAACCUUACAUGGCUCGAUGCUGCACAGAUUGUUUUAGAAGAAGCUGGGCGUCCCAUGCAUAUAAAAGAAAUCAAACAGAGAAUCAUCGACAGGGGACUUGUUCAAUCCAAUGCAAAAUCAAGUUUGGAGGCAGUUAUGUAUCGUGAGACACAAAAAGGCAGCAGGAGAUUCAAGAGGAUUGAGAACAGAAACGGAGUCUUUGCCUUGCUGACUGAUGAGCAGCGGCAGCAGGCUCUACAAGCCUUUGCUGCGCAGUCUUUCCUCGGCUCUCCACAUCAAAACACCAUUUCCAGUUCUGGAUCAGGCGCCUCUGGCCCCGCCUUCCCAUCUCCCACCAGUUCCUCAGGGCGUAAGACAAAGAUGAAGAGAGGUCCGAGGAAAACCCAAAAUGAGAAGUACCGACUUAAGUACCUCAGACUGCGUAAAGCUGCUCGUGCCAUGAUAUUUGAGAAUGCAGCUCUCUGUGAUGAAGUCGCUCACUUAGAAGAGAAGUUUUUAAGAGCAAAGGAGGAGCGGAGGUUUUUACUGAAGUCGUUGUUGCAGUACCAAACUUUUUCAGAGGGAGAGAUACUACCAACACCUGGCACAAGCUCUCACCCAGUUGUCCCACCCGUGGCAUUAACCUCAGGUCCUGCUGGGGGUUCGGGCCAAUCCGGGGGUCAGAACCAUGUGUCAGUGGGUUCAACGGGGGAAGAGGGAGCUCUUAAAAAACCAAAGAAGGAAAGGAAAGAGCGGGGCAGGGAAAAUGGAAAGGAAGAAAUUCCAAAGAAGAUGUCAAAGAAGAGAAAGCUGGCAGACGGUUCACGGAAGCUGGUGCAGCCCAUCUCUCUGGACUCGUGUGGUCGUCCUGUCUUCCCCAUCGUCCUGGGAGGUUUAACAGUCUACAGUCUGGGAGAGAUCAUCACAGACAGAAUGUUGUUCCAUGAUGAGUGUGCCAUCUAUCCGGUGGGCUUCUGCAGCACAAGGGUCUUUGCCAGCAAGAAGAACCCUGACCAGCAGUGCCUCUACACCUGCCAGAUCAAGGAUGGGGGAGCAGGACCACAGUUUGAGAUUGUACCUGAAGAAGAUCCUCAGAAUGCCAUCGUUGCCUCCUCUGCCCUGACGUGUCACUCCAACCUUCUGAAGGCCGUUGCAUCUGUCAGCUCCAGGUCUGUGGUGCCAAUCAUGCCAUCAGGAGCUGACUUCUUUGGCUUUUCACACCCCACAAUCCAGAACCUUAUCCAGAGCUGCCCUGGAGCACGCAAAUGUAGCAACUAUCGGUGGAUACGUUUUGAGGUGUGUCGCCCUGGGGACGGCCAGGUUCCUCACAGCCUAUCAGAGGAUGACGCCUCGGUCAACUUUGAGGCCUAUCAGAGACACCAGGGCUUUGAGGAGAACAUCAAGACUGAGCACAUACCAGGACAGAUGGCACAGUCUCCUAGCUCUGCUCAUCAACACCACCUGAUGUCCCCUACAGUGAAGACCUCCGCCUCAUAUUUCAGCCCCUGAUUCUGAAAACUCUGCUGAAUUAAGAUAAACAUGAUUGCCACCCCUUUGAACCAUCAGUCUCAUUUAAUCAAUGUCAAUCAAUUCACAAUGUGUGUUAUUUCCCUCUUUUGGUACAGUAGUCCAGACAGUAAAAGGAGUACAGUAAAUCGAAUCAAUGUGGUUCAGCGCUCAUAAUUAUCAGGGUGCGUCAGAGAGCAUUACUUAGGAUGUAUGCAAAUAUUAUUAAUUCUUGUAAAUUAGAUGUGGCUGCUGAGUUAGCCUUGAACUCAUGCCAAAAGCAACAUUAACACAACACUUCUGUAUUGAAACAUAUAAGCCAUGUGUGUAUAAAGA